AUGAAAGGUUUAAAUUAUAAAAGCACAUAAACUUAUAGUUACUAAAAAUCAAAUGAAGAAAUGAGAAGAAUAUUAGAAUGUGAUGGAUAUUAGAAUCUCAAAUUAAAUGAGUAUUAAAAGAUUAUUGAAUAUACAAUUGAUAAUUCAAUGUAAAUCAAAUUAAGUUUAUUACUUUAUUUAUAAGUAACCACAUUUAUAUAUUAUAUAGGAAAUUGAAUUUAUACGAUUAAGUAUUGCUUAAAAUAUUCAAUUAUGUUUAGAUAUUUUAAUGAAAUACAAAUAACUCAAAGAAUUAAAUAUUUAACAUAAUUAUUUAAAUUCUGAUAGAAUUAUAUUAAAUAUAACAGAUAGAUAAUCAUAAAUUACAAUAUUACCACAAAAACUUAAUUAUACAAUACAUUUUGUAGGAUAUGAUUGUCCUUUUUAUGAAAGACCUGAUUAUAUUAAUACAUUCAAAAAUGAUGAUUAAUCUAUUAAAGAAAUCAUUAUUAACAUUUUGUAAUUCAAUAAAAGGG
Messenger RNA from Paramecium pentaurelia, 515 nucleotides. NCBI's taxonomy places the organism in Eukaryota, Ciliophora, Oligohymenophorea, Peniculida, Parameciidae. The record is from the annotation of a GenBank genome assembly.